AUGGAGAGAAUUACUGGAGAAGAUAUAAACGCUUGGUGCUGUAGCAAAGGGAAAGAACCCAAGAAAUGCUUGAGUGUAGUUGGGGAUUUUACCGAAUUUUCUGACGAAGAAAUAAUAGAAAAACUAGCAAGAUUGUAUGGCAUAAUUAAGCCCAGGAUAGUAGACAAGUGGAUGAUAGGAGGACUAGGAAAAACAACUGCAAUGCUCAUAGAAACUGAUAGAGAAUUAGAUGUUGAAGUGAUACCUUCAGUAGUAGUGGCAAAUGAAGAGAUUGGAAGAAGGUGGAGUAUUAUGUGGCCCAACAUACAGAACAAAGAAACGACUGGUACUAGUACACUAAUAACCGUCUCACCUCCUAGCAAUCCCAAUAGGGGUGAAGAGAGUGGUGAAGGAAGGAACGUGGAUACUCACAACAUCAGUGCUAAUACAAGCAACAAUCAGUUUGAGACUGUCAUGGAUAGAGUGGUCACUAAAUUAGAGAGAUGGCAUUAUGAGGGGAGUUACCGACGGUUGCGGGUAUUCUCCGGAAUUACUCCUGUACCAUUGGGAGAAGAGACGUAUGAGGCUUGGAAAGAAGCCUCGGUACAACAAACCGAAGAAUGGCAAUGCCCAGAUCGCAUUAAAAGACAAAGGGUAGUAGAAAGCCUGAGGGGGCCAGCUAUGGGGAUCAUUCAGGCAGCCAGGCGCAGUAAUCCAAAUGCUACCUUGGAAACCUACUUCGAAUCUUUAGACUACGCUUACGGAACACUUGAAGACGUUGGGGAACUUACUUCUAGAUUAUAUCAUACUCUUCAAGAAUCAGGGGAAAAAUUAAGUACAUUUCUAAUUAGAUUGGAUAAAUUAUUAUAUAAGAUAGUAGAUAAAGGAGGUAUAGCUAAAGAAGAUGUCGAUAAAAACAGGAUGAAACAAUUACUGCGAGGAGCAUCCACCCUAGAUCCGGUUGCCCAGAAAUUGAGAUGUUCAGGUGCAAGAGAGCCCCAUCCCACCUUCAACGAGUUACUGAAAGAAAUAAAACAUGAGGAGGUUUUGAUAGAGAUGAGAGAGAAAGUCGUAAAAAAAGGUCAAAGUGGUGCAACCGGUAGCUGA
This is a messenger RNA of Pseudophryne corroboree (corroboree frog), 1086 nucleotides long. RefSeq names its product paraneoplastic antigen Ma1 homolog. The coding region runs from base 1 to 1086 and encodes 361 amino acids. NCBI's taxonomy places the organism in Eukaryota, Metazoa, Chordata, Amphibia, Anura, Myobatrachidae. The record is from RefSeq and is a predicted model, not a curated record. The transcript has a single exon.